AUGUCCAAGUUCAACCAGUUUUUAGUAGCAGCUAUUCUCGGGCUCUUCGGAGUAACUUCAGCUCUGCCGCAGUCCAACACGUUUUCACUCCCGAAGCGCGACACCACCUCUUGCACUGACCCAAUUCAACGCAAACCAUGGUCACAGCUCACCUCAGAAGAGCAGUCAGGCUACUUGAAUGCCACUUUGUGUCUCAUGAGCCUUCCUGCCACGCUUGGCAUCGACGCCAGGGCGGAAAGCCGAUGGGACGAGCUCCAGUGGGCUCACAUCCUGCAAACCAACUGGAUGCACAGCGAUGGGCAUUUUCUCCCCUGGCACCGCUACUAUGUAACUGUCCACGCCCACAUGCUGCGCGAUGAGUGUGGAUAUACCGGAUCAAUACCCUACUGGGAUGAGCCUACAGACGCAACCCUUACACACCUCAAUGAGAGCGUCAUGUUUCAGUCUGAUGCUUUUGGCGGCGACGGUGAGCUCUUGGACGGGGACACAGAUAUCAUCGAUAAGUGCAUCCGCGAUGGGCCCUUUGUCAACCAGACCCUACGCUUGUGGUACAACACCUCCGAAACAACCGAAUACUGCAUCUACCGCAACCUUUCAGAUACAGCACUGGCUAGCGGCGCAACUCAGGCUGAUGUGGACACGUGCAUGACCUACGAGAACUACACCGCAGCCUGGCGAUGUUUCGCUGGCACAAUACACGGACAGGGACAUAGUGCCGUUCGAGGAGUUAUGGGUCACGUUGCUAAUGCUCCCGGCGACCCAAUGUUCUUCCUGCAUCACACUUGGCUAGAUGCCAUGUGGUGGAAGUGGCAGUCGCUUAAUCUGACUUCACGAUUGACAGAUAUGGGUGGGCCAGUGAUGCCAUCGGCCUCAUUUCUCUCGAGGAAUGCAGCGAUGCCCACCCCGGGCGCAGAGUAUCUGGAUUAUGAUGGCGAUGAUGGAAAUGUCACCACUCUGAAUCACGUGCUAUGGAUGGUGGAUGUUGCGAAAAAUGUUACUGUUGCAGAGGUCAUGGACGUGAGGGGAGAUGUCGUUUGUGCCGAGUACGUGUACUAA
Molecule: messenger RNA, 1056 nt
Organism: Diaporthe amygdali
Lineage: Eukaryota; Fungi; Ascomycota; Sordariomycetes; Diaporthales; Diaporthaceae
Exons: 1
Coding region: 1-1056 (351 amino acids)
Molecular function (GO): oxidoreductase activity
Source: RefSeq, a predicted model, not a curated record